UCCAUUCUAACUUUUCUUUCAUUAUAUUUCUUCGUUAGUUUCAGAUACACACCAAAACACACACCACCCCUAACCAUGAAGUUCCUUGUGCUGACGCUGACGCUGGUGCUAACGGCCGCGCUGGGGUGUCAGGACGUGCUGAAGGUGUGUGCUGACAUUGCUGAGGACGAGGUGGGGAGCAAGGCGUGGGGGUACGGAGGGAUUGACGGGCCGGAGAGCUGGCGAGCGCGCUUCCCAACCUGCGGAGGCGUUAACCAGUCCCCGGUGGCGCUUGUAACCAUGGAGGCGCUCAGUAACGCCACCUUAGAGCCUCUCAAGUUCGUAAAUUAUGACUACGUGCCCGGGAACACCUUCGUAACUAACACAGGACACGGCGUGGAGGUGAGACAGGCGUGCGGGGCGUCAGUAUCCGGCGGGAACCUCACGGGGAGUUACACCUUCGCGGGGUUUCAUUUCCACUGGGGCGCGAAUGUCACCUCAGGCUCGGAGCACACGAUAGAUGGCGCUGCGUCCCCGGCGGAGCUCCACCUGGUUCACUAUCGUCACGGAAGUAUGGGGAAAGCGAUGCACCAGGCCCGAGGAAUAGCCGUUCUUAGCGUCAUGUUCAACGUAUCGCCGGAGGACAACCCACUCCUUCAGCCCAUCGUUAGAAGCCUCGCGGAGAUCACCCAGCCGGAGAAGGUGACCACGACUUCGAUGCCUCUAGCGCUCAACGAUGUCUUGCCGGAGAACUUGGACGACUUUUUCCGCUACGAAGGCUCGCUAACGACGCCGGGCUGUAACGAAGUGGUGGUCUGGACGGUGUUUCGCGACCCGGUCAGUAUUUCCAGCUCUCAGUUGCAGGCUUUCCGGCAGCUGGUCUCGGCUGACGGUACGCCCCUACAGAAUAACUUCAGACCUCUUCAACCUCUCCUCGGACGCCCUGUGUACCGCUCCUGGGCGUGACGCGUAUAAGACAAGUAUAGUACAGGUUCGUGACGCUGAGAGGAACGGUUUCUUCCCACGCAUGGCAAUAAUGGUUUAGUUACGACUGUUGAUAUAUUUUACUCUUUAAUAUUG
Messenger RNA from Eriocheir sinensis (Chinese mitten crab), 1059 nucleotides. Its product is annotated as carbonic anhydrase-like. The transcript has a single exon. Gene Ontology annotation, molecular function: carbonate dehydratase activity; zinc ion binding. The record is from RefSeq and is a predicted model, not a curated record. Bases 76 to 945 code for a protein of 289 amino acids. Lineage: Eukaryota; Metazoa; Arthropoda; Malacostraca; Decapoda; Varunidae.